Pieris rapae (cabbage white) is the source of this 1174-nucleotide messenger RNA. RefSeq names its product cytosolic Fe-S cluster assembly factor NUBP2 homolog (gene Nubp2). Lineage: Eukaryota; Metazoa; Arthropoda; Insecta; Lepidoptera; Pieridae. The transcript has 4 exons. The coding region runs from base 109 to 903 and encodes 264 amino acids. Gene Ontology annotation, cellular component: cytosol. Gene Ontology annotation, biological process: iron-sulfur cluster assembly. Gene Ontology annotation, molecular function: 4 iron, 4 sulfur cluster binding; ATP binding; ATP-dependent FeS chaperone activity. The record is from RefSeq and is a predicted model, not a curated record.
UAUUCAUUGACAUUUACCAGUGAUUAAAAAAGAUGAAAAUAAACUUUAUUAUAGAAAUAGGAAACUUUAUAUUUUGUUUGUUUUGAUUAUUUAAUGGACUAAAUAAAUAUGUUAGAACAAGUAAAACAAGUAAUUUUAGUACUAUCUGGUAAGGGAGGUGUUGGAAAAUCUACAGUUAGCACUCAAUUGGCACUUACACUUAAAGAAAAAGGAUUUAAGGUGGGUUUGUUAGAUAUAGAUCUGUGUGGGCCAACCGUACCUUACAUUCUAAACUUAGAAGGUAAAAACAUUCAUCAAGGGCCAGAAGGAUGGAUCCCCGUCUACUUAGAUUCUGAACAAAGGCUAGGAGUUAUGUCUAUUGGGUUUCUGUUGAACUCCAGAAAUGAUGCUGUGGUCUGGAGAGGACCUAAAAAGUCCUCAAUGAUAAAGCAGUUUUUGGAAGAUGUAUGUUGGCAGGAUUUGGACUUUUUAGUUAUUGAUACACCUCCAGGAACAUCUGAUGAACACAUUACAGUGAUGGAAAAUCUUCGUCCAGUAAAGCAUUGCUCAGCAAUUCUUGUAACCACUCCGCAGGAGGUGGCUAUUGAAGAUGUUAGAAAAGAGAUUACAUUUUGUAGAAAAACUGGAAUACCCAUUAUGGGUAUUAUUGAGAAUAUGAGUGGUUACGAAUGCCCAACAUGCAGUCAUUGCACAAAUAUUUUUUCAAGUGGAGGGGGUCACUCCUUAGCUGAAUUAGCUAAACUUCCAUUCUUGGGUACAUUGCCAAUUGACCCCAGAGUGGGGAAAUUAGCUGGCCAGGGACUACCAGCAGUCAAAGAAAUACCAGAUUCAUCUACUAGCAAAGUUUUUGGAAACAUAGCUGAUAGUUUAGGGGGAUUGCUUAGUAAUGGCUUAUAUGUUUGAAGCUAAGUUUUAAGGUGAGCCUCCUGCCCGUUUGCCCCCUGUUCUAUAAAAAAAAAAGUUUUGUUUGCCAAUAUUGCAUACUGGAAGUUGUAUAUAUUAUGUCAGUAAUAUAAGAACAGUAAAUUUAAUAUAUCUUAAGAUUUUUAUUAUCUCUUAUUUUGUAUAAAUGUGAGAAAAUUUCAAACUUUUAGGCAAACCAAAAACUAUUGACUAGACCGAAUAAUGUAUAUUAUCAUUCCAAAAUUGUUAAAAAUAAACAUUGUUACAGCAA